CUCUGCCUGACCUGUGGACUGGACAUUUCCUGUAACAUAUGUAAUGUUCUAAGAUGCUCCAGUCCUUACUAGUCUCUGGUUCAGGCUGGGGGUACGCGGCUGCGCUGGGGGUACGCGGCUGCGCUGGGGGUACGCGGCUAGGCUGGUACAACUUGUGCAGUUUUUAUCAUUAAAAAUGACCUUAAUAAGAUGGGCUUACUUCGUCUCGCCUCUAUCACGUGUCAAUUAUUUUAUUAUAAUUAUUUAUUUGCAUAAAUUACUGUAUCAAAAUACGAAGCCGCGUUAAUGAGGCAUGAAGCCGAGUUCAGCUUAGUAUUUUAAUGCAGUAAUUAAUGCGAAAAACAAAGUGAUACGUGAGCGAGGCGAUAUUUGCAGAAACUUCGGAAAGACCUCCGCGGCGGCCAUACCUUUUACAGUAGGACGGAGCCCAUGUUAUUUAUGAAGGUUUUAAACAAAUCGAGUCUGGCUACAGCAAUCUGAACCCUAGAGGUAACCAUAGGUCAUUAAUUUCAAUGGACGAUGUGCGUCUAUGCAAUUAAAGGGCAGUCCGCAUGUCAGUGAAUUUAUCGCUGGGUUCACAUGUGGUGGAAACUCUGCAAAUUCCCAAUUGGGCGUUCUUGUGCGACAAAUCCGCAGCCACGUGGAGGAGGCCAGAAAUGUGCCGUGUAAAUGGAGCUGUGGUGCCCCAUUGAAAUCCACCACAUGUCAGAUUAUGCUGCCGAUCUCCACCUUUCCCGUGGAGGGGGAUCCAUUCCACAGCCAUUUUGGCUCCUGUGUACUUUUACACAGGCCGUUGAUUGGGGCAGAUAUCGGGGAAGAACGCUCGUCCCUGAUAAUUGCCCUACAUGAGGCUGCCUCCGAUCAGGUGACGGAAUAGUUGGUGUGGCACUUGAAAUUAUAAUUUCUGGGCAGCAGAUGAAGCUAUAUACACAGGGAUCUGCUGCCCAGAAACAAUGAAUGUUUGGGGAUGAGUGACCCCCAUAUAGCAGAGGUGAUUGCUGCACAUAAAUGCCGCUCUCACGUCAGAUAAGCAGGAAAUUAUCAGGAAUGAACCGCUUGUUCCCAAUAAUUGCCUGAAAAAUGGACCUGUGCUAAAGAACCGUUUCAAUAGGAAAUUACCAUUUCUUGCUUGUUUAACCGCUUGACUACAUCUGCCAUAUGUGUACAACGGAUGUCUUCUCUUUAAAGGAUGGCGCCCAAUCCAGAGCUGGUGGCAUAGUCGCUGGGUGCCUGUUGUUUCACACAGAAGACCCCUGUAGCUAAUGCCCGUGAUCAGCAAUAUUGCCAAUCACAGACAUAUAACCCCUUAAGGACUUAAGACGUACCGGUACGACAUGGUUCCAGAGUCCUUAAGGACCCAUGACGUACCGGUACGUCAUGUGUUGUUCCGAUCACCGCCGCCAGUCAGUUGUGACCAUGGUUGCUUUCCCUGGGACUUCUGCGCUCCCGGACCAGAAUGGCUUCUCUGUGCUGAGACUGGGGAAGCUGUUUGUUGCUGGUGAUAGGCUGCAGCAUGUAAAAGGCUACCAUGGCGAUCAGGAAUUUUGUCCUGGCGCCUGGGUAUUUGCCCUCACAUGGCUGCCCCCAGUAUUCCCGGCACUCUGCCGCCUCUACGUGGACUUCUUGGACAGUCUGGCAGGGAAGGAGUUACCUGGAUCCGCCCUGCCCGCUCACUGGAUGCUGCUCGUGGCUAGAGACAUCGGCUUCUCUAGGUCUGCAAAUUUCGGAUCCACAAAACACAGAUACCGGCCAUGUGCGUUCUGCUUUUUACAGAACGUCCAGCCCAUAAUAGAACAGUCCUAUCCUUGUCCGUUAUGUUGUAUAUUUUUUGUGGGGCCGCAGAACAGACAUACGGAGGCGGACAGCACACGGUGUGCUGUCCAUAUCUUUCGCAGCCGCAUUGAAGUGAACGGAUCUGCAUCUGACUUGCAAAAAGCGUGGAUCAGAUGCGGGAAAAAAAACAACGGUCCUGUAAAACGCCUGUGCCUUUUGUUCCGGUUUUGGGUGGACAAGCAGGGGCAGCUGCUCAGUGUUAAUAAGUUACUGCCGGCUCUGGGUAGGAAUUUACUGAUGUGUAAUGUAGUGGACGGAGCAGCGCACUUUACUGCAGGCUUGUACAGACCGGAGCCCGGUGGAGACGCCAGAGGUGGAGGGCGUUCCAGAUUGGAUUCAAAAGGUUGAUGUUGGGGUCUGGCCAAGGUCUCCAACGAGCAGUCCAGCAUAUCUCUGUCCGCUUCCUGCCCCAGAGAGGUAUUUCUCACUUUCCUCCACUGAGAAUGCGGCUAAUUCAGUUUCGGAGCUCAACGUCGGCAGGUCAGAGGAUUGGAUUAGAGCUGGAUGGAGAAAAAGUCGUGGACCUGAAUGCCUUUGAUUCCUCCCUUCCAUGUGGGAUGAGAGAAUUCCUAGAAGGUGGUGACGCAUCCCUGCAGAUAGCUAGGAGGGCCCUGGAUUCUGGACAGCACAUCCUGAGCCGCUCUCAGCUCUCUAUCUUUUCUCCAAUCACUAAUCCCGAGAAGGUUAUUUGUGUUGGGAUGAACUAUGUUGACCAUUGCCUGGAGCAAAAUGUUCCUGUUCCAAAAGAACCUAUCAUCUUCAGCAAGUUCCCCAGCUCCAUCGUUGGUCCAUAUGACUCCAUUGUCCUUCCUGCGGAAAGUCAGGAGGUGGAUUGGGAAGUUGAACUUGCUUUUGUCAUAGGAAAAAAAGGGAAAAAUAUCAAGGAGCAGGACGCAAUGGAGCAUGUGGCUGGAUUUACUGUGGCUCAUGACGUUAGUGCUCGUGACUGGCAAAUGAAGAAGAAUGGCAAGCAGUGGCUGCUGGGUAAAACAUUUGACACCUUCUGUCCCAUGGGCCCAGCGCUUGUAACUAAAGACUCUAUUUCAGACCCCCACAGCCUUGGAAUUCGCUGCCGUGUGAACGGGAACCUCGUCCAGGAUAGUAACACAAACCAGAUGGUUUUCAAGACAGAAGCUCUCAUUUCCUGGGUCUCCAAAUUUGUCACGUUAAAUCCAGGAGACGUAUUUCUCACUGGGACACCGCCAGGAGUCGGCGUAUUCAGGAAACCACCUGUAUACCUUAAGGCAGGAGAUGUGGUUGAAUGUGAAAUCGAUGAGCUAGGAGUGAUCAGUAACCCUGUGGUGUGAAGAUCUGCACUUACAGAAGAAUGGAUACUGCAGCGUACAACACUCAGAUUUAAUAAUGAGCCAAAUCACAUGUUGUGCCGCAGAGACCCCUCGUUCACGCUGCGACAGCUGACAGAAGCCUGUACGAAGCAAAUCUGUUUCACUAAUAGUCAGUUUUUAAACAAUCUAAGUGGGAAACGAAACAAUGUAAUAACACUAACUUUCCAAACAAUGUAAUAGCAGCCAAACAUGUUUUAACAAAAUAUUCACUUUCCAGCACUGUGGUCUGUUCAGAUGUCUCCUCCAUGUUCUGGCUGAAUUCUAUUGCUGUUCAUCGUCUAUAUAUAAACUGCUGGAUGAAUGACGUCAGUUUCGUGCAGUUUUCCUCCAGUAGAAAGGUCUCUGAGAGGUGGAGAAUUGAUCCGUGGCAGCUCGAUGAACGCUCAAACACCUGCAAAUCCAGAGUUGUGUACACUGUGCCAUUAACUGGUCGCCAAAGUAUGGGUUUUAUAUCUGGUAUAAUCAGCUCGAUGCAUAAUUUACAGGAAAAAGAUGACUUUAUGUUAGAGAAAUGGUCUUCAACAUUAACUUUCUUAGAAGGCAAAGCAAAUCUAGUUUUGAGACUACGGAGGGUUUUGGAGGAAACCUUCCAGAUCGUACAAUGGCAGUCAAAUAAAUUUGCUGAAUCAAAUUGA
Molecule: messenger RNA, 3814 nt
Organism: Bufo gargarizans (Asiatic toad)
Lineage: Eukaryota; Metazoa; Chordata; Amphibia; Anura; Bufonidae
Gene: FAHD2A
Product: fumarylacetoacetate hydrolase domain containing 2A
Exons: 8
Coding region: 2181-3140 (319 amino acids)
Molecular function (GO): hydro-lyase activity
Source: RefSeq, a predicted model, not a curated record